Zea mays is the source of this 779-nucleotide messenger RNA. Its product is annotated as peptidyl-prolyl cis-trans isomerase E. The record is from RefSeq and is marked provisional. Bases 87 to 584 code for a protein of 165 amino acids. Gene Ontology annotation, molecular function: RNA binding. NCBI's taxonomy places the organism in Eukaryota, Viridiplantae, Streptophyta, Magnoliopsida, Poales, Poaceae. The transcript has 3 exons.
GUCAAAUUUGCCAUUCCUGUCUCGGUUCCCUCUUCCCGGCGCACCAGCCUACCUCGCCGACGCCAGGCCGCCAGGCCGCCGGAGACAUGAACCAGCCCGUGCAGAAGAACACCCUCUACGUCGGUGGGCUGGCGGAGGAGGUGGACGAGAAAAUCCUGCACGCCGCGUUCGUGCCCUUCGGUGAGGUCAAGGACGUCAAGACGCCGCUCGACCAGUCCACGCAGAAGCACCGCUCCUUCGGUUUCGUCACCUUCCUGGAGCGCGAGGACGCCGCCGCUGCCAUGGACAACAUGGACGGCGCCGAGCUCUUCGGCCGCGUGCUUACCGUCAACUACGCCUUCCCCGAGCGCAUCAAGGGAGGGGAGCAGGGAUGGGCUGCCCAGCCAAUCUGGGCCGAUGCGGACACUUGGUUCGAGAGGCAGCAGCAGGAAGAGGAGAUGCAGCGGCUGCAGGCAGAGCACCGCGCAGCGAUGCAGGCAGCAGAGAAGCUGCACAGGGAGAAACUGGCCGCUGAAAGGGAAGGCGAGAAAGAAGAAGAUCCCAUGGCUGCCGCAGAGGCUCAGGCUGUGAAACAAAGUUCUUAAGAACCGGAUAUUAACUCAUAACUCAUGUGCUACGUUGCUGCCUGUUUGUCAGAUAUGACUAAACGAAUCUUGUGAAUGCUGUUUGUUUUGCUGAAAGAACCCUAUUUCUCACCUGACGUGGGAUUCUUAUUGGUUUCCCUUUUCCCUGUCUGUCUUAGUAUAUAUAUGCACACUGGCGCAAAGAACAAUUCUUGU